Achroia grisella is the source of this 1915-nucleotide messenger RNA. RefSeq names its product exonuclease 3'-5' domain-containing protein 2 (gene Exd2). NCBI's taxonomy places the organism in Eukaryota, Metazoa, Arthropoda, Insecta, Lepidoptera, Pyralidae. The transcript is spliced from 10 exons. Bases 116 to 1858 code for a protein of 580 amino acids. Gene Ontology annotation, cellular component: nucleus; cytoplasm. Gene Ontology annotation, biological process: nucleobase-containing compound metabolic process. The record is from RefSeq and is a predicted model, not a curated record. Gene Ontology annotation, molecular function: nucleic acid binding; 3'-5' exonuclease activity.
ACAAUUUGUUUAUUUACAGGAUUUUACGUUUCUUAAACUUAUAUUUUAAUUAAUUGCAAAUUGCAAUCGAAUUAACAAUUUCGUGCGAUUGUUUGCGAUCUAUGCUUAAUUUAAUAUGGAAUUAGAUACAAAGUUUAAGGUCUUUAUAACAUCUACUACUUUGAUAGUUGGUAGUGCGAGUUUUGUUUAUUUAAUUUCAAAAUUUAAUAAACGAUGUAGAAAUGCUAUAGAUGCUCUGAAUUAUUUAACGAUUGUGACUGUGACCAAAGAGAGUGAGUGUAAUAUCGUCGUUGGAGAAUUACGAAGGAGAUGCAAGUUCCAUAGAGCUGUGGGAUUUGAUUGUGAGUGGGUGACAGAACAUGGGAAAAAGAGACCAGUUGCCUUGGUACAGUUAUCAACAUUUGAUGGUUACUGCGGUCUCUUCCGACUCAAUUUGUUGCAGACUGUACCCAAUUCUCUAAAGGAGUUAUUAAAUGAUGUAAAUAUAUACAAGGUGGGAGUUGCACCAUCCGAUGAUGCAAAGUAUUUGCAAGCGGAUUAUAAUAUCAACCUUAAGUCCACUCUGGAUGUAAGACAUUUAGCGGUGCUGUGCAGACAUCACCCUGGGGGUUUAGGUUCCUUGUCAAAAUCUUUGCUAAAUAUUAUUUUAGACAAAAGUUGGAGGGUCCGAUGCAGUAAUUGGGAAGCAGAUACACUGACAGAUGCACAAGUUAAGUACGCAGCAGCUGAUGCUCAUGUGGCCAUAAAGAUAUUUGUAAAACUCAUUGACAAGUUAAACAAACCUAGCAAAUGGUCAAUGCUGUUAGGCACCAAAGGAUCUAAAGAUGUUUGGAAUAAUUUAGAUGAUGUGUGCAUGAAGUUUGCUGAUUUUUAUUUUAAAGUGUCACAUGCUCUCAGGGGCAUAGAUGCUGUUAAUAACCCAAAAAGGAUUAAAGAGGUCUCCAAGACAUAUUCUAAUUUGACUCGCACCAAACCAUUGUAUCACAACUGCUUCCUACAGGCGCCAGAUGGAGAAUUACUGUGCACAUGUGAUAAUAAAAAAGCGUUAUGGUAUGUGCAGAAACAGCUAGCGGAUGUAGUGACGGAGGAGCCUCUGACAGUGAGACUCCGGUUCGAGCCGGCCGGCCGCUCCGUGGGCGAGGUGGGCCGCUACUACCAGCUCACUAAGGAGAACAAGUGCGUUGUGUGCGGGAACAACAACUCCUACAUACGGAAGAACGUCGUGCCCAGAGAGUAUAGGAAGUACUUCCCUGACAUAAUGAAAGACCACUCGUCUCACGACGUGCUGCUGCUGUGCGCGCCGUGCCACCAGCGCAGCAACGUCACCGACCAGCGCGUGCGCGACCAGCUCGCCAGCCUGUGCGCCGCGCCACUCUGCAACAGGGACUCCAGCAAAUACGUAGAGGACUCCAUGCAGAAGAAAGCUCGGUCUGCAGCACGCGCUCUACUCAAUCCAUUCGCGACGCUGCCCGCAUGGAGGCGCACUGAGCUUGAACGAUUGCUUCUACAUUACUACCAACACGAUGAGAUCACUACAGAACUAUUGCAGGAAGCGGCCGAUCUGCAAGUACUAUUUGAGAAUCAAGACUAUGAAUCGCAUGGUUUAAAAGUGGUCGAAUUCUUUCUGGAGGGGGAGGGUGGUUUGCUAGCACUAGAAGAAAUGUGGAGGAAGCACUUUUUGAGGUCCAUGCAGCCAAAGUAUAUGCCUGAACUAUGGUCCACAAAACAUAAUGAAGAGAGAUUACGUGUAAAGUACAAUGAAGGAAGAUUGAAUGAAGAGCAAUUAAAGGCCAUUGGCGUCACGGUAUCGGACUUCAGCGAGCAAUAUGAAGUGAUACCAUUCGGAAAUUCGAAUUGAGUAGUAUAAAACUAAUUGUAGUUUUAUUAUUUUAAGUUUUUACCGAGGUAGAGUAUG